Molecule: messenger RNA, 642 nt
Organism: Penicillium olsonii
Lineage: Eukaryota; Fungi; Ascomycota; Eurotiomycetes; Eurotiales; Aspergillaceae
Source: the annotation of a GenBank genome assembly
AUGUUGUCAGAGCGGGAAUUCUUGGCUCGCCUUCCUAGGCCCGUGAGUCAUUUCCUAGGCUACCGCGCAGAGGCACCAAAGCCACCUGCAAAGUAUCUGGUUCACUUCUGGUCAUUCAUCGCUGCCUUUGCGGGUCUCUGCACAGUGCAGGCCAUCUUCAAUUACUCGAAAUACUUCACUGACCGCGGUGUGCCUGGCCUGAUUGCCUCCUAUGGCGCAUCAGCUGUACUGGUGUACGGUGCACUCGAAAGCCCGCUCGCUCAACCCCGCGCUCUCAUUUUUGGUCAUUUCCUGAGUGCCCUGGUUGGCAUUUGUGUGACCAAACUGUUCAGCUUGAUGCCAAAUGAAGCGCGUUUCAACUCUUUGCGCUGGCUGGCAGGCGCCCUCUCAUCUGCAAUUGCAAUUGUUGUAAUGCAGAUCACGGAGACAACCCACCCGCCUGCUGGUGCCACUGCUCUUUUGCCUGCCCUUGACGAUGCGGUGUGGGAUAUCUCCUGGUAUUACCUUCCAGUGGUACUCCUUUCCUCGACAAUGAUCCUCGCCGUCGCCUUAGUCGUCAACAACAUCCAGCGCCGCUACCCUGUGUUCUGGAUUAGUCCACCAAAGCCUCAGCCCACCCUCCCUCAGCCUAAUGGGAAAUAG